Messenger RNA from Cloeon dipterum, 640 nucleotides. RefSeq names its product trypsin-1-like. The transcript is spliced from 5 exons. The coding region runs from base 5 to 625 and encodes 206 amino acids. Gene Ontology annotation, biological process: proteolysis. Gene Ontology annotation, molecular function: serine-type endopeptidase activity. Lineage: Eukaryota; Metazoa; Arthropoda; Insecta; Ephemeroptera; Baetidae. The record is from RefSeq and is a predicted model, not a curated record.
AAUUAUGCACUUUCGCUUUUUGUUCUGGCGUUUCCUAUGUGGUGGAUCAAUAAUCAGCAAGAAAUAUGUUUUGACCGCCGCUCACUGCUUCGACAAACGUUUAGAAGACUUGACUGUCACAGUUGGAAAUGUGGCUUACAAAUAUGGAGCACAACAUAAGAUAAUAAAGAUCAUGAGGCACGAAAACUAUAGCCGAGAGCGUCUAACAAAUGACAUUGCAAUCCUCGAGGUGAACCCUCCUUUCACUUUCAAUGCGGACAAGAAACCCGCUGUUCUGCCUAAAAAAUACGAAGUGACACCAGCCGGAUCCUCGGGAACCAUAGUUGGAUGGGGCUGGACCGAGUCUUCAUAUGACGACGGUCUGCGAAAGGCUCAGGUUCGAAUCUGGAAUCAACUUGUGUGCAAAUUAGCUUACAUAAACAUUAUCAUCCCAAGCCACAUUUGCGCUGGGGGCAAUGAUGUAUACGUCAGCACUUGUUAUGGCGACAGCGGUGGACCUUUGUUUGUCGACGGCAUCUUGGUCGGGAUCACUUCAUUUGUGAGAGAAUGUGCAACUUACGACCCAAAUGUUUUUACCCGAGUCUCGUACUUCAGAGAAUGGAUCACACUUAUGACUAGCAUCUAAUUUUCAACGAUGACU